Molecule: messenger RNA, 480 nt
Organism: Suillus subalutaceus
Lineage: Eukaryota; Fungi; Basidiomycota; Agaricomycetes; Boletales; Suillaceae
Product: membrane magnesium transporter-domain-containing protein
Exons: 4
Coding region: 69-437 (122 amino acids)
Source: RefSeq, a predicted model, not a curated record
UGGAAAUAAACAACCUAACCCUCGUCCGUGACCCACGUAACCUCGUCUCCAACGGUCUCGCUUCCGUUAUGAUUGGGAAGUUAUUCCUAACCUUGGCUACGCUCGCGCUUCUUCACGGUAUGAAUGUCCUUUCUGACAUCUCACACUACUCAAGUUGUUCUAUAGCCGCAUAUUCCACGUACGAACAUUUGUCACUUUUGAAAGCUUUGGGAAAGCCUGAAGGAUCAUUACCUCUGGAUAUUGUGUAUGAGAGCAUUCUUGCGCUCAUUCUCGGGCUGCUUGGAGCAUCCUUGAAUGCUCCACCAUUGAAAGACAUCACUUGGGCAAGUGAAAUGAAGAAGCGUACAAUUGACGGAAUGGAUUCACGGCUGGGAUUCGCGCACUACAAGUCUCGUGGAAAGUUUUUGUUUGCGAGUCCACAUGAUAGUAAAACAUGAAGCGUUGUAUAUCGAUUGUCCAUCAUAUACAUGACAAACGUUG